CACUAAUCAAGUAUACAAAUAAAUAGAAACCAUGAAAAAUAAAAUAAAAAUAAUUCAGUUAAAAAUUACUGACCAUAAUUUUAUUUAUUAAUUAAAUUAAAUAAAUAUAUAAUUAUUUUAAUUUAAAUAAUUAAAUACAGAAAUCGGGAAACUAAAAAAUUAUAAAAAUAUAAAAAAAAUUGAAUUUUUAAAUUUUUUCAAAAAUAUCCACAUAAGACAUCAACGCGUCAUGAAGUUCAUUUAACGUCAAAUGUGUGAAAUGUCAUGUUAAUAAUGUGCAAAAAAAUAAAAUAAAAUAAUAAUAAUAGUACUAAGUGUGAAUUUGAGUGAGAUGUCGAAAAAAACUAAACAAGACAAUCAACAAUUGGAUUUAAUUGAUUUCAAUGAUAAAAAACCUGAUAUUGAUAAUUUAGGAUCGACAAAAACAAAAACAAUUGAAUCAACAUCUUGUUCAUUAUCGUCAUCAGCGUCAUCAGAAUUAUCACAACCAUCAACAAAAUCACCAAGUCCACCUCCGAAAUUAUUGAAACAAAAAUCACUUCAACAAUUUGUUGAAGAAAUUGAUUAUAAUGAAAUUGAAACAGAAGAGGUGGUGGGUAAAGGAUCUUUUGGAGUUGUAUGGAAAGGAAAGUGGCGUGGACGUUACGUAGCAAUAAAACAUAUAAAUACUGAAGGUGAAAGACGAGCAUUUGCUGUUGAAGUAAGACAGCUUUCACGGGUAUCACAUCCAAAUAUUGUACGACUUUAUGGUGCUUGCACUAAAGAUCCUGUUUGUUUGGUAAUGGAGUAUGCUGAAGGUGGUUCUUUAUACAAUGUGCUACAUUGCGAACCUAAGCCGCGGUAUACAGCGAGCCAUGCUAUAAGUUGGGCAUUGCAAUGUGCUCAAGGGGUAGCUUACUUACAUAAUAUGAAACCAAAGCCUUUAAUUCACAGAGAUUUGAAACCACCAAAUUUACUAUUAAUCCUCGGUGGCCGAACUUUAAAAAUCUGUGACUUUGGUACCGCAUGUGAUUUGAACAGUUACAUGACAAACAAUAAGGGAUCCGCAGCAUGGAUGGCACCAGAAGUAUUCGAGGGCUCUCGUUACACUGAAAAAUGUGAUAUAUUUAGUUGGGGAGUCAUAUUGUGGGAAAUAUUGGCACGUCGUAAGCCAUUUGAUGAUAUUGGCGGCUCUGCUUAUCGUAUUAUGUGGGCAGUACACGUUGGGCAGCGACCGCCACUCAUUGAUAACUGUCCCAAACCAAUUGAAGACUUAAUAACCAGAUGUUGGAGCAAACGUCCCGAAGAGCGACCAUCAAUGGAUGAAAUAGUUCGUGUAAUGACUUGUUUGUCUACGUUUGUCAGCGGACAUUUAGAGCCCGUUGAAUACAGCAUGUCCGAUGAUUAUGAAGAAAAUUACGACAAUGAGGAUGAAAUUGACCAAGAUACUAUUGACGUUUCAUGGGACAUGUCUUCUAGUCAAAUUAACGGCGAUUCGAUAAACGGCAUCAAUAAUGAUAAUAAAAUUGAUUUACUCAGUCAAUCGCAACAAUCUAAAACAAUUCAAAAUAGUCAAGAUUUUAGGGAUUCUAACAUUAGUCACAAUUUGUCACCAGUUAAAUCAAUUAAUAGUAAUAAUAAUAGAGAUUCUAAUGAUGGGUUCCAACCACUUCAUGUUGAAUGUGAUCCCAACGCUUGGGAUUUAGCUACGGGUACAGAUUCAUCAUGGGAGUUACAAAAUACUGCAGGUUUUGACAAAAUGGGCAAAAAAAAAAAUAAUCGGAGUAAUAAUAAUGACAAUUUCGAGGAUAUUUGCGGACUAUUGGAAGCUGAUUUACGUCCGCUUACACCAGACAAUACAUGCCAAUUAUCAAGGACUAUAUUUGAAGAGCAUAAGCAGCUAGCAGAGGAAUAUCUCAAAGUACAAACCGAAAUUGCGCUUGUUAGUCAGUACAAAAGUGAUAUGAUGAAAAAUUUAAACAGUGAAGGCAUUAGACGGCAACAAGAGCUCCGUAAACUUGAGGAUGAAAAGGAAGCAUUAAUAAAACUUCAUGAUAAUCUUAGAAGGCAAGUAGACAUGAUAAAAGGUAUAAGAAGACCAACACUAAAUUCAUCAAACACAAUGAAUACCAUAGUGCCUGGGGAAGACGGUUGGGUCUGUGUGUCUCGACAAGAGCCGUCAAGGAUAUCAUGAGUGUUGACUGAUUAAUUAAUUAAUUACUUACUUACUUACUGUACUUAACUUAAAAUCGCCUUCAUCUAUUUUUUUUCAACAAUCAUUAAAAUAAUUAAUUUUAGUAUAUAAUAUUUUUUCAUACCAUCAAAAAAUAAAUAAA
Microplitis mediator is the source of this 2315-nucleotide messenger RNA. RefSeq names its product mitogen-activated protein kinase kinase kinase 7-like. The record is from RefSeq and is a predicted model, not a curated record. Gene Ontology annotation, molecular function: magnesium ion binding; MAP kinase kinase kinase activity; ATP binding. The transcript is spliced from 8 exons. Gene Ontology annotation, biological process: JNK cascade; protein phosphorylation; positive regulation of canonical NF-kappaB signal transduction. Bases 332 to 2173 code for a protein of 613 amino acids. Lineage: Eukaryota; Metazoa; Arthropoda; Insecta; Hymenoptera; Braconidae.